Messenger RNA from Ambispora leptoticha, 471 nucleotides. Lineage: Eukaryota; Fungi; Glomeromycota; Glomeromycetes; Archaeosporales; Ambisporaceae. The record is from the annotation of a GenBank genome assembly.
AUGAUUUCUAUCAAAUCUUUUGCUACUUUGUUUGUGAUUCUUUUUGUGACGACAAACUAUACGUUUGCUGAUCAAAUGUUGGAUUUAGUGAAUCAAGCACGUCAAGCAAAUAACGUGCCACCACUCAAACUCGAUUCUCGUCUUGUUUCGGCAGCCCAAAAACACAGCAAUUAUCAGGCGAGCAUUAAUACAAUGACUCAUGAUGAUGCUUCUGGUCCUUUAGGUACUAGACUUAGCAAUGAGGGCGUUGAUUGGUCUGCCGCGGCUGAAAAUGUCGCCUGGAAUCAGCCAAAUAUAACAGAAGUUAUGAAAGCAUGGUUGAAUUCGCCUGGUCAUAGAGAGAACCUUUUGAAUAGCGCUUACACUAUUUUUGGUUGGGGAGUAAAAAACCUUUAUUGGACCCAAGAUUUCGCAGCACUCAUGUCUGCGCAAGAAACCUCACACACAAAGGAAAAUGAGGAAAUCAAGUAA